AUGCAGGCGAUUUUGAGAGUACCCGUCGCUGUGUUUUCCCUGCUGCUGGAAGUGUGUUUGUUCUGGUAUAGAAAACUCUGGGGAAGAUGGACGUCGAAAACUCCAAUCGACGAAUGGCUCAACGUGCUGCGCCAUGCCGAGGUGUACGAAGACUGGGACCAUGCGGCAUUGCAGUUAGAUAACCUCAAGGAGCUCAAUCUCUGGCGCAACAAUCCUGCCUCUCAUUACUACGACUGGAUGCUCAUCAGCGACCGUCUCGACUCCAUCGUAGAGGCUCGCGAUAACAAUGACCCGCAGUCUUUACUCGAUCUCCUUCGCUCCGGCUUAGUGCGCAACCUCGGCAACAUCACUUCUCCAAGGUUGUAUAACCGCGCUUUCGCUGGAACCAAAUAUCUGAUCGAAGAGUACAUUGCGCAAGUGGCCGGGGCCAUCGAGGACAUCAACCACCGGGUUGCUACGCCGCUACAUGACAUGUACACUCACUCGUAUACCCUCUCGACACAGCGGAAGCUUGACUUUCUACAUGACUCGAGACAGGCAUUCGGGCGAAGUACUCUUAUACUGCAGGGCGGCGCUAUGUUUGGGCUGUGCCAUCUAGGGGUAGUGAAGGCGCUAUUCUUGCGAGGUCUACUACCACGAAUUAUCACAGGAACGGCAACUGGAGCGCUCAUCGCGAGUAUAGUAGCUAUCCAUACAGAAGAUGAGCUGCCGGGCGUGUUGAGAGGUGAUGGAAUCAAUUUAUCCGCCUUUAAGAUUCACGGACAACAAGUGCAUGAUGAGCAUAGUUGGGCACUCUUCGCUGGAACUAACUGGGCCACGUUGCUACGCAGAAUCGUGAGGUUUUGGCGUGAAGGCUACUUUCUCGACGUGAAGGUUCUAGAAGAGUGUGUGAAGGCCAACGUGGGCAACCUAACGUUCGAGGAGGCAUACAACAGGAGCAAGCGUGUCUUGAAUAUCACAGUGGCUUCGAAGGGGAACCCUGCAUUGCUGAAUUACAUCACCGCCCCUAAUGUGCUAAUCUGGACUGCGGCCCUAGCCUCCAACGCCUCCAGUCCCUCGUUCUAUGGAACGACACAGACAACUAUACUCUGCAAAGAUGUAACGGGCCAGAUCGUGCCUUGGACAUCCGCCGAUUCUUUCGAUGUGCAUACACACGCGUCAGAUCAAAAUCACAAGUCACCCUUAUCACGCAUUGCGCAGCUCUUCAACGUGAACCACUUCAUCGUAAGCCAAGCCCGUCCCUAUCUAAUCCCAUUCCUGGAAUCCGAUAUGCACGGGCCCUCCCUCUUUACGGCCCGCUAUAAGAGGGCUCAAAUGACGGGUCACCUAUUCCGCGUCGUCGGGCUAGAACUGCGACACCGCCUACGCCAACUUGACACCUUGGGCCUCUUACCCGUCACCGUUCGCCGAUUCCUAGUAGAUGAAGAGGUUCCGACUGGCGUUGGUGCUAGCGUAACACUCGUCCCCGAGGUCACGGCGCGCGACUUCGCGAGGCUUCUCGAAACUCCUACGAAAGAGACGCUCGACUACUGGAUUCUACGUGGUGAGCGCAGUGUCUGGCCUGCCGUGGGAGCCCUUACGGUGCGUUGCGCCGUGGAGUACGAGAUUGAGCGCGCGUAUCAACACGCCCGCAGUCUCAAAGCCGGGGGGUUACGGCGGAAGUCUAGCGCUGAUGGAGGAGCGGCGGUAUUUCAUCCGGGCCAAGCCGCAACAGGGCCAUCACAGAAUAGCAGGCCUUCCGCACAGAGCACCAUCACAAAUUAG
Molecule: messenger RNA, 1764 nt
Organism: Hypoxylon fragiforme
Lineage: Eukaryota; Fungi; Ascomycota; Sordariomycetes; Xylariales; Hypoxylaceae
Exons: 4
Coding region: 1-1764 (587 amino acids)
Biological process (GO): lipid metabolic process
Molecular function (GO): triacylglycerol lipase activity
Source: RefSeq, a predicted model, not a curated record